AAUUCAUCUUCUCUAACACGUGAAAUUUGCCCAAAUUGAUUCCUCGCCUUUCGCGACGAUUACUAGGGUGCAUUUUUAGUAAGCGAUCAUGGCUUAUAACUUCAACUUGAGGACCAAUAGUCAAUAGUGGUACACCAGAGGAUUUAUCAACCCAUUUACCGAUCUGAACGUUACCAAGUUCCGAUCUUUACCUCAUCAAACCCCAAGAUGGCACCUCGGAGGCGAGAUCGCCGGCCUUCCGCCGCCGCCGCGAACUCGGACCGCGCGGUUCGAGACCCUAGAAUCCCUGCUUCUAAUGGUCGCUCCCUCUCCUCGUACUUGAUCUUCAUCGUAUUCGUCCUCCUCGUUCUCGGUGCGUCGAUCGCGCUGUACCCUAGCUCCCACAGUUCGCCGAUCCUUUCGGUAUUCGAUAGGGAACUUGUCAAGCCCAGAGUUGAUUACAAAGAAAUCAUCCGCGAGAAUGCAAAGGUAGCGGAGAACAGGACCCAUCGGCAUUUUCCGAAUCCAGUGCUGGCUUAUGUCACUCCCUGGAAUUCAAAAGGUUAUGAUAUGGCCAAACUAUUCACGUCCAAAUUUACUCAUCUGUCACCUGUGUGGUAUGAUCUGAAAAGUGAGGGAAAGAACUUGGUUCUGGAUGGCCGGCAUAAUGCUGACAUGGACUGGAUUUCAGAACUUAGGAGGAACGCCCCCUCGAUGGUUUUACCAAGAGUUGUCUUAGAAGCUUUUCCUGCUGGGCUGCUUCAAAGCAAAAAACAGAGAAGUAAAGCAAUUGAUAUCAUUGUUACUGAAUGCAAGGAAAUGGGAUAUGAUGGCAUUGUUCUGGAAUCGUGGUCAAGGUGGGCGGGAUAUGGUGUACUACAUGACCCGGACUUGCGUGCCAUGGCCCUACAGUUCAUUAAAGAAUUGGGGAAAGCUUUGCGUUCAGAGGAGUCGGUUAGAAAUGCAAAUCAUUAUCUGGAGCUGAUUUUUGUCAUCCCUCCACCACGUUCUCCGAAUCUUGCAGAUUAUGAUUUUGGACCACGAGAUCUCCAGCAGCUGAGUGAUUAUGUGGAUGGCUUCUCUUUAAUGACCUAUGAUUUCUCAGGGCCUCAGAAUCCCGGUCCAAAUGCUCCCCUGGCAUGGAUUCGGUCUUCCCUUCAAUUGCUUCUCGGUGGUGAUACUGACGGGGGAGCUCAUGCUCAUGCUCACAAAAUUUUUGUUGGCAUCAACUUCUACGGAAAUGACUUUGUCCUUUCAGAAGGCUCUGGAGGUGGUGCUAUCACUGGUAGAGAUUAUACAUCGUUGCUCGAGACUCACAGACCGUAUCUGAGAUGGGAAGAGAAAAGUGCGGAGCACUUCUUCAUCUAUUCAAGUAAAAACGUGAACCAUGCUGUGUUUUAUCCCUCACUGAUGUCGAUAUCUAUGAGAUUGGAUGAAGCUAAGGCGUGGGGAGCUGGCCUUUCGAUAUGGGAAAUUGGACAGGGUCUAGAUUAUUUCUUUGAUCUUCUGUGAAGUUUCAAAAUAUUUUUGUCUCCUUGGCAACAAGAACUGUAACUUUAGAAUUUAAGCUGAGAAAUUUCAUACUCGCGAUGUAGGCUUCUAUUAUGUUCAGUAUCUAUAACUUGGAAUCAUGGGAGUGAGUUUAAGACCUUGUAAUACAGGUUAGACAAUAUAACCUUUUUGUUGAUCGUAAACAUCA
Molecule: messenger RNA, 1678 nt
Organism: Asparagus officinalis (garden asparagus)
Lineage: Eukaryota; Viridiplantae; Streptophyta; Magnoliopsida; Asparagales; Asparagaceae
Product: chitinase domain-containing protein 1
Exons: 8
Coding region: 208-1491 (427 amino acids)
Biological process (GO): carbohydrate metabolic process
Cellular component (GO): extracellular region
Molecular function (GO): chitin binding; oligosaccharide binding
Source: RefSeq, a predicted model, not a curated record